Thyridium curvatum is the source of this 924-nucleotide messenger RNA. RefSeq lists its product as uncharacterized. The record is from RefSeq and is a predicted model, not a curated record. Gene Ontology annotation, cellular component: plasma membrane; fungal-type vacuole. NCBI's taxonomy places the organism in Eukaryota, Fungi, Ascomycota, Sordariomycetes, Thyridiales, Thyridiaceae. The transcript has 3 exons. The coding region runs from base 1 to 924 and encodes 307 amino acids.
AUGUCCUUGAGCCCGGCGUCUCGUCUGCCUCCCAACGUGGUCGUCUUCGGACCCCAAGGCAACUGCACGCUGGACCUGUGUCCUGUCGAAUACAGCGUCUACGGGUACAGACCCUCGCUGGCGGCCAACUCUGUCCUGCUCGUCCUGUUCUUCCUGGCCAUGCCCGUACACGCCUAUCUGGGUGUCCGGUGGAAGACGUGGUGGUUCAUGGGCUGUAUGAUAGUCGGGGCAGCCAACGCCAUCACUGGCUACUCGGGCCGGCUCGCUCUGUACUUCAAUCCCUUCAACUUUGCCGCCUUCAUGGCCCAGAUCAGUAUGUAUGCCCACCCCGUGGACAGGCCCGGCCAGCCUAGGCGCGGUAUGGCAGGGGCGAUGCUGAUGAACGGAUACGCAAGUAUCAAUUACCUGAGUCCGCAGCUGUCGCGUUUCAGGCCGGAGUACUUCUACUAUGUAUUCAUCCCCUGUGACAUGGUCUCGCUGAUACUCCAAGCGUCGGGCGGUGCUCUUUCGGUGGCGUCCAAGGGCUCGAGCCAGACAGGGGUCGACCUGGCCCUGGCAGGACUCAGCUUCCAGGUCGUGACCAUCGUUGCCUUCUGUCUGUUUUUUGCCGACUAUCUCAUCCGGUACUUCAGGUCCCCAGAGGGACAACGAGCCCGCGCAGGAGCGCUUGGUCGCCGCCUGGCACUGUUCUUUGGGUUCCUGGGGGCAGCGAUACUAAUCAUCACGGCGCGCUGUGUCUACCGUCUUGUGGAACUGCACCAGGGGUACGCGGGCGAGCUGAUCAAAGACGAGGGAUUGUUCAUCGGCAUGGAAGGAGUCACCGUCGUGGCGUCGGUCUACUUUUUGAUGUUUGGGCACCCGGGAUAUGGCCUGUGCGGAGAAUGGCGCAAGGCCUCAAGCACCACCGCCGGUGUUGAGAUGUGA